AUGCCUUCCCGACAUUCCUACGUCGCAAGUUCACCCUUGGCCCCUCUAUCCGAGAUCAUCAAGCUCGAACCGGAGAAAGAGCCAUGGUGUGCCGGUUACGCUCCUUCACAGGGCCGUCGCUGCCACGCCCGCACAAAUGCACGCGGUCGCAGCUCAGCAAUGAUGCUUCUCAACGAGGGUACCAAAGACCUUCGAGCCGGUCGCAGCAUCGAUACACUGCUAGAAGAUCUAGCUCCUCAUGUGCUAUGCACAAGAUUCCAUCAAAGCCAAGCUUCGGAUCUUUCCUGUCGUUGGAAAAGACAAGUCCGUACAUACCUCGAUUCGCGGGUCGCUUCGACACGAUCUGCAAGGCCGAUGAGGCUAUCAUCCCGAAGUAUCUAUCGGGAGACUGCUGAAGACGACAUUGAGGAGAGAACUGCCCUUCUCUACCAAAGACUUCAUGAUAUUACGGAAGAGGUCAGGCGCCUCGAGGUCGCUCAAUAUUCCUUAUCAAUUACUGCAAACCGUCCUAUCCAUCGCGAGGGUAGAAACACAAGCGUAGGCGUCAGUUCCAGCAGCGCGGGAAGCGUAUCGAGCAGAAAUACACCUCCACCAAAUCUCAUUGAUAGAACAGUGAGAAGUCGCUCAACAGAAUCUCCCAAUCAGUCAGCAAUCACUGUACCUCGACCAGCGCAAGCUCAAGUCAGUCAUCAAACAAGGGCGGUUUCUGUUUCGAGCCCAAGACCAUCGACCCCGCCAACUGUGGUUCGCGUCUCCAGCAGCACCAGGAAUCAGGACAGCCAGGAUGUAACACCACAGGCCAAUCGCCGCGAGGUUGAAGGAGAAUGUGGGAUCUGUUUGUGCAAUUUGCAAAUUUCACAACAAGAUGUGGACACGGAUGAGGAAGAGGAGAGCGAGUCCAAUGACGACGACGACGACGACGACGAAGAAGAAGACGAGGAAGAGGAUGAUGAUAAUGAUGAUGAUGAUGAUGAUGAGCAAAUUGAAGCCGAAGAUAAGGAGGAACACCAAGAUGAAGAAUUGGUAUGGUGCAAGGCACGCUGUGGAGUCAACUUCCACAAACAAUGCAUCGAUCGAUGGCUAGAAACAGCCCUUGCUCCCACAUGCCCAGCAUGUAGAAGCUAUUGGAAACACUGA
This is a messenger RNA of Penicillium canescens, 1137 nucleotides long. RefSeq lists its product as uncharacterized. Gene Ontology annotation, molecular function: ubiquitin protein ligase activity. The record is from RefSeq and is a predicted model, not a curated record. NCBI's taxonomy places the organism in Eukaryota, Fungi, Ascomycota, Eurotiomycetes, Eurotiales, Aspergillaceae. The transcript has a single exon. Bases 1 to 1137 code for a protein of 378 amino acids.